Eucalyptus grandis is the source of this 1418-nucleotide messenger RNA. RefSeq names its product PR5-like receptor kinase. Gene Ontology annotation, biological process: protein phosphorylation. The record is from RefSeq and is a predicted model, not a curated record. Gene Ontology annotation, molecular function: protein kinase activity; ATP binding. The coding region runs from base 98 to 1300 and encodes 400 amino acids. Lineage: Eukaryota; Viridiplantae; Streptophyta; Magnoliopsida; Myrtales; Myrtaceae. The transcript has 2 exons.
AGAAUGAUCUAUUACCUCAUGAUGUGCCUGAUCUUUAUAUCUCUUAGACACUUUGAAGUUAUCAGUUUGCAAUUCGUUGACACAUUUUUCACUCUUGAUGACUAUUGUCUCAGGAAAACAAAGGGUUGGACUGAAAAUUGGAAUAGGAAUGGCUGCAUCGGGAGUUGGAAUUGGGAUCACCCUUAUUAUAAUGCUUUCCUUCAGUAAGAAACGAGUGAUCAGAAUUAUUAUGGCUUUGAUAAAGCAUAGGAGCGAGCAAUUCGAUGGCGAAAUGAAGAUUGAGGGACUUGUCUCAUCGAGAAGAUAUACCUACAAAGACAUCAAGAGGAUGACCAACUCUUUCAAAGAAAAGUUAGGCGAGGGAGGCUACGGCUAUGUGUAUAAAGGCAAGCUUCGAGAUGAUCAAUUUGUGGCAGUAAAGCUUCUAAAGAAGCUGAAAGGCAAUGCUGAAGAAUUUUUCAAUGAAGUUGCGAGCAUAAGUAGGACUUCUCAUAUCAAUGUUGUUAACCUCUUGGGGUUUUGUUUCGAAGGAAAAAAAAGAGCUUUGGUUUAUGAGUUCAUGCCCAAUGGAUCACUCGAAAAAUUCAUAUUCAACAGGAGUAACACUUUAGAGGUAGAUCAACAAUUGAGUUGGGACACAUUGUACCAGAUUUCGCUCGGCAUAGCUCACGGGCUAGAGUACUUGCAUAGAGGAUGUAAUACAAGGAUCCUACACUUCGACAUAAAGCCUCACAACAUUCUUCUUGAUGCAAACUAUUGUCCCAAGAUUUCCGACUUUGGUCUUGCCAAAAUAUGCCCAAGAGAAGAGAGCAUCGUGUCAUUGCUUGGUGCCCGAGGCACCAUCGGAUACAUUGCUCCCGAGCUAAUCAUAAGGAACAUCGGAGGGGUUUCUCACAAAUCGGAUGUCUACAGUUAUGGCAUGAUGGUUCUAGAGAUGAUCGGCAAGAGGAAAAACAUUGAAGUCACGGUAGAUCAUACGAGUGAAAUAUACUUUCCUUAUUGGGUCCACCGACGCUUGGAGCUCCGAGAAGAGCUUGGCCUGCAUGGGAUCACAAAUGAGGAGGAUGAAGGAAUUGCAAAGAAGAUGAUUGUAGUAGGCUUAUGGUGCAUUCAGAUCGAUCCGAGAGCUCGACCAUCAAUGACCGGAGUUGUGGAGAUGCUAAAAGGCAGUGUUGAGACCUUACAAAUUCCUCCCAAACCAUCCUUGUCAUCACUCUCAAGAUCACCCGAGGCUUGUCAAUGUAUGCCAGAGAGAAAUGACUCAACUUGGCACGAUUCAAUAUCAAUUACAUCAGACUAACAUAGUUUGUAAUAGAGUAUUUACAGGGGUCAACAUAUCUACUGCUUCUGACCUGGACCCUUCAAGUGCCUUUUAGCAGAGACAUCCACGACUUCUUUUAGAGAAUAUAUUUGAGCCA